Molecule: messenger RNA, 3896 nt
Organism: Ceraceosorus bombacis
Lineage: Eukaryota; Fungi; Basidiomycota; Exobasidiomycetes; Ceraceosorales; Ceraceosoraceae
Source: the annotation of a GenBank genome assembly
AUGGCGGCAUAUGCGGGUCCCAGCUCCUCAAGAUCGCCAGCGCUAGGUAUCAAUAGCCACGCAUAUGCGAGUGCAUCCUCCGCCAUCCGAGCAACGAAUGGUCUGCCCGCACCUGGCCAGUCCACGGCCACCCACGACCCUACUGCAAGGGGUCCAUCUGAACCACGAUUACAGGUUCCAGGCGCAUCCCGACCCGUCACUACAGCAGCUACACUGAUGAGGGAAGGCACGCGAGAUUUCACUGUGAUCAGAGACGUGGGAGAUGGGUCCUUUGGAACUGUGUGUCUGGCGGAUUGGCACUCGCCCUUGCCGUCAGGGACUCUGCUCAGUCCGAUGCAGCAUCCAACCACAAGACCGGAAUACGUCGGGAAAAGACUCGUCGCUAUCAAGAAGAUGAAGAAGCAGUUCAAGAGUUGGGAAGAGUGCAUGACGCUGAAAGAGUUAAAGGUAGGUGACUGGCAGACAAGGGGCGCAUAUGGGCGGGAUAGGGGGACCACUGAGGCGGGGUCUUCAGACACGGCUGCUACGCGAGGCGUUUUGGGUCGAGCCCUUGCACCUCUUGAUCUCCUUCUGACAGCGCUUGCUGACGCGUGUUACCCAUCUCCAACAGUCUCUGCUUGAGAUCACGGCUCAUCCCAACAUCAUCCCACUGUACGAUGCUUUCCUGAUGCCGGUGACCAAGGAGCUACACUUCGUGUUCGAGUGCAUGGAGGGUAAUUUGUACCAGCUCAUCAAAUCGCGCAAAGGCCGCCCUUUGGCUGGAGGCUUGCUGGCGUCAAUCUUUCAACAAAUUAUUCGAGGGCUGCAUCACAUUCAUGAGAGCGGCUACUUCCAUCGCGAUAUGAAGCCAGAGAAUCUCCUCAUCACGACUACCGGUCUCACCGACUAUCCGUCAGUCAACGUGUUGGAUCCUGUUCUCUCGAAGUCUCGACAACAGCCCGACAAGGAUGUUGUGGUGAUCGUGAAGCUGGCAGAUUUUGGUCUUGCACGAGAGACAGCGAGCAAGCCGCCAUACACGGAAUACGUCUCCACACGAUGGUACCGGGCACCCGAAGUGCUGCUGCGCUCCCGCGACUACUCCAACCCCGUCGACAUGUGGGCUUUGGGGACGAUCCUUUCGGAACUGAUCACUCUCAAGCCACUCUUUCCGGGGCAAAGUGAAGUGGACCAGGUGAUGCAGAUCAAUCAUGUCUUGGGUGAUCCUUCGGCGGACUAUGGCAAGGACAGCCGUGGACGCGUGCGCGGUGGUGGCGAUUGGCCUGGGGGAAUAGAGAUGGCCCGGCAGGUUGGCUUCACUUUCCCAAAGGUGAGUAUUGUUCCUUCAUUUCCUCGCAUUCGGCGGACGCAGUCGAGACCGGCUACUGUGGUGGCACCGCUAGGCUUUUGCGAUCCACAGGAAAAUGUUGACCUUGGACUCAUUGAUUUCUUAGGCAAAACCUUUUAAUUUCGCUGCUCUCUUCAAGUCGAAUGUGCCCCUGCUGCUCAUUGAAUGCGUGCAGGACUUGAUCAGAUACGACCCCGACGCCCGCUUGACUACACGUCAGUGCAUGCAGCAUCCUUACUACACGCAAGUCGCGCCGCGUUUGCUACCUCCCCAAGCUCGAGCUCCUGCAUCACAGCCGACGCCAUCGCAGAGAGUGCCGCAAGCGCAGCCUCCACCGUUCCCGGCAGAUCGCAUGGCUGUUGACCCUGGAUCUCCACAGCGCGUCCUUUCGCCCUCUCACUCAAACCAGCCGCAAUCCAGCAAGCUAGCGUUUGGAGCGAAUUCUGGCGCACCAGAAUUACCUAGCAAAGCGCAGGCAGCCAGGGGAAUGCCCGGUGCGCCGUCUGCAGAGCACCGCGUGCCCUUCUAUCCUCAGGCACAGCAUACAAUGCAAGACAUGAUAGCUGAGGCUCGCUCAGGACCCGUCAGCCAGACAGCGACUUCGCCCUACUCAGAACAAGGGCCUGGAGAUAUGACUCAGUGGGCGCCAGUGGCUGGCCCAUCGGUUCGCGACUCGUCCAUGUCACAAUAUCCCGCUUUUCCGGAGUCUGCAUCGAUCUAUUCGGGAAGUCACGCCUCGAUGCAUUUGGACGACUCGCUAUCGCGACAGCGCAUGCAUGCGCCUCCUAUCGAGCUCGGUGGUCGCGGACCGCAACAAGCGCGAGGGAUGGUCGCAUCUAGCAGUCAGAGAACGGUCUAUGACGACUCUUUGUCGCUUUCAUUGGAGCAAGAAGAUCGUCGAAGGCAGGCCGCGGCUGCGGCUGCAGCUGCAGCUGGAAUUAGUGGGAACGAACCCAUGUCUCAGGAUAUGACUGGUACCACGGAGUAUUCUGGCGAGAGGCGAAGGAGUAAAGGCUGGAGUGGCAUGAGCGUAUUUGGAAGGUCGUCGCAGACGCCAGCCCAGACGCAAGCAGCGGGUGCCCCCCGCCAAGCUCAGACACAUAGUGCUCCGAUCGCGCUUGACUCAAGCACCAAUUCCAACAUCAACGAGCCAACAGCAGCACAGCGGAUCGCGGCUGAACAUGCGACGCCCAAGGAUGCCAAGAAAGCAAAGAAAGAGGCGGAAAAGGCUGCCCGAGAGGCCGAAAAGGCGAAACGUCUGGCGCAAGAGAAGGCAGCUCGUGAUCGUGCGCGAGCCGUCAUGCAGAAGCGUAACCAGAUUUUAGCCUCUAGCAACAGCCGCGAGCAGGUAGAGUGGCUGGGUGAUGCCGUGACGCAAUCCAUGUCACCCAGCGACAAGGCGCGAGGCAAACAACCGCUGGGGGUGUCAGGAAUCACUUCCCCGACUUCCGGCGGACCGAGAGUCUCGGGUUCGGACUACAGUGGUGGACCUUCACCAAUGAGCUCAAACUUCGCGAACAAUUAUGGCACCCCACCGACCUCCAUGUAUCAGAACAGCUCGAUGAGUGCUGCUUGGCAGGCGAGGGAUGGCGAUGCUUCUUUCCGAGCCAAGGCCAGACGCAGAGAUGCGGACGACGAUCACUCUAUGAGCUCGUUGGAUGGUGCGAUGUCAGAUCCACGCCGGGGCUCCAUGGCGACAUUUACUUCGCAACGAAGUGAUCCUCUGUCGCAACGACCCCACCAUCCCGGAUCUGGACACCUUCACCGACAAGGAUCGGCCAUCUCAGUGGGAAGCGCACCAAGCCUUAUCGAUCAUCAGCCUGGCCGCUUCAUGACAUCACUCGAGUCAGCAAGACAGGCUGGGGACAAUCGUUCUUUGAGCUCGUUGGAGAAUCAAUUCGCUGGCGCAAAUUUGGCUGAAAUGCGCGCCAGAACACCAGGAAGUGCCUCGCCGGGACCGAAUAAUAUUGGAGCCACUCGGCGAUCUGUGAGCCGUGGCAGCGCACGUGGCUCCCUGCACAGAGCUGGAUCCGCUUCUCCUCUACAUCACACUGCUGCUCCCCGCUUCCAUCCGUAUGGGCCGACAGGAGGCACCACGUCUCCCUACAAUUUUUCUGCUCCGCCAUUGCCACCAAUAGCUGCUGGAAGCGGCAACAACGACUACAUCAGUUCUGGUGGAAGCGGCAGUGGUAGUACCCAUCCAGCCACACCUGGAAGACCAAGGAGUGGUAUGAGGCGGCGUUCGUCGAACAAUUUGCCAAGGGGGAUGUCGCGUGGAAGCGUAGGAUCGAGUCAUGGAGGUGUAGAGUUUCCGCCCUUCAACGUCGCUUCGAUUCAGCCUCAGGUGACGAUGCAAACUGGCGCGGGCGGUGUCAAUCCGAUGUUUCAAGUGGGCGCCAAGGGAGCCGGAGCGGCGUCGCAGCAACAUCAGCAGCUGCCUCCCUUCUCAGAGCUGGCUGCUGCAGCCGAUACACCGGACGAAUUCGACUCCUUCAAUCGCAGCAUGAUCGGUAGGGGAUUGCAACCGCAGCAGCAAGCUCCACAUCAGCAUCACCAUUCGUCGAGACAGUAG